CUGAAAAUGAUGCCAGCCUUAGCAAAGAAGUUUUGGCAGCUGUAUGCAUACAAUGUCACUACAGGGGCUACAUCGGACGCAAGAAGUACGUGCAGGCACUCAUAGAUAAAUUUAAUCAGGAGGAAGCCAUGCGUAUGAAGAAGAUACAACAACAGGUAGAAGAAGGGGAAUUACUGAUUGAAAAUCAUAAGCUUCAAGUGGAGUUUGAAGAUAACCAUUGUGUCCGUCGAAACAGAACUCAACUUUUUGUAUCCCGUGUUAUUACAAUUCAAAGAGCUUGGAGAUAUUACAAGAAACAACAACAACUACAAAAGCAACAAAAAGAACAUCAAGAUCACAAAGAAUUUAAGGAAAAUUACAAGAAAGAUGAAGAUGAUGACAAUAAUGAUGAGAAUACUUGUCAUCAAUUAGAUGGUAAUGGAAAUCCAAAACCAGUUGGGAACAGUGUAGAGGAGAAAAACCCUGCAAACAAUCAACAAACACACAAUUUUUCAGGUGACAAGAUGUCAAUGCUUACGAAACUGUCGGCUGACAAUCAGCCAGACAUCAUCCAGGGUCUCACACACCACAGUCCAGAUUUACAUAAUGAAAACGAAAGUUACCUAAAACGCCCUAAGGACCUUGACAAGAAGAAUACAAAUUUGAACCGUCUAAGCUUAGCCGAGGAGUUUGCCCAGUUGGAGGGCAAGAUAUUUGCAGACGAUGGUGUUUAUGAAUCGGAAAGCGAAAGUGAUUAUGGGGCAACGCCCUCAAGCUGUAUGACAACUCCUGAUUGGGAGGCACAGGAGGAAUUCAGCAAGGCUGAUGAAAGUCAAGAUAAUAUUACUGUUACCGAGGACCUUAACGAGGCUGAUGAAAGUCAUGAUACUACAACUACUGUUUGUAAUGGACUGCAGAAGGACCAUGCUGGAAAUGUUGCUGAUCUUGAUGCAAAUGCAAAUGACUCUGAUACCAGUGAAACACAUAUCAAUGAGCUACAAAGUUCAUGUAGUCAAAAACAUUUAGAAAUACUAACAGAUAAAAGAACUAUGAGUACUGAAAUUAAUACAAAAACUGAACCCAACAGGACAAGUAACAAGGAAGAAAUUGCCAAAGAUAUAGACAUUACAUGCAAACAUUUGGCUGCUGCUACUAUCACUGCUGCUGCGUGCGACCAUAGGCAAGUGUUACCUAAAGAUAAUAUUGAUUCGUCUGGAUUGCCCAUCAUGGAUUGGGACACACUGGAAAAAAGAAUUGCAAAUAUAGAACGAAAAAAAGGAGAAAAAGCGAAGGAAUUAGAAAAGCAAGAGGAAGAAGAACAGUCAUCAAAGAGUCCUAAAACGGCACAGAGAAGCUGCCGUCAAGAGAUCCUAAAACGACUAGCCAGAGCAGGGCUCAGUGAAGAAGAUGCAGAAGGAGACAUCUACGGCAAGGGGCGUGAUAAAUUGUCCGCGCGACUACAGAGUGGAAUGAAUCUACAGAUCUGCUUUAUGAACGAUCCUCUGAGCGACGACGAUGAGGACGUACAGCAUGAGGCUGCCAUGAUGCGCUCUCUACAGAGCCCAAGUGUCACGGUAACAAAGGUGGAUGAAGACUUUGAAACUAGGCAAGCUCGUCUACAGAAUGAGGCCAAGAUAGCAUUAGCACAGGCUGAGCCCAUGGCAAAGAUGCAGCUGGAAAUUGAAAAGGUUCACGGCAAGAAGGUGUCGCCUGUUACUGAAUUGGCUGGCGUGAAAGGGAUGUGUGAUAUCUCGCCUGGCUUGACUGGGAAGGCACUGAGCAAGAAAAAGCUUCAUGCUAUGUCAUGCAGUAAACUGAAAAUACUUGUCAAUGACCUCCACCGGAGAAUCAAAGAUUGGAAUGAAGAGCUGGUGGAGUUAUUAAUAGCAAGGGAUGAACUAAAGAAUGAGCAAGAUUCCAAAUUGAUUGACAUAGAAGAUUUAACCAGGUGGAUACACAUGAACAUGCAGCCGAGCAGCAGGAACAACAACAACUUGUUAGAAGAGUGUUGUCUGGAAAAUGGCCAUAAGCGUCACUACGAUUCUUUGAGGAAACUUCUUACCCGAUCAUUACCAUCAGGACCGAAAUGUCUAUGUGGCUUCAGUCGCAGUUCAUCUGUAGCAUCAAACCCGUCUCGUGUCAGUCGAAGCUCAUCGCAGAAUUCUAGCCAAUCACCAACAAGUCCUAGCACUGCCAGAAUGACACUUAGCUCUCUGAGUCCCAGUAGUUUCAAGUCAACCUCCAGCAUGACAGAUGUCGAGAGUGUCAUGCCCAGCCCUGAAGUAUCCUGGGUCAAGAGUGCAGGUGUCCGAUAUUGGUACAGGUGAUAUAUCUAAUAUGCAAAUUAGUUAAUUUCAAGUAUUCAGUUAUAUUUUAUCUUUGGUAUCAAUUUUAUAAAUUAGGGUUGUUGAUAUUUAGUGGCAGUACCUAGUUAUAUCUGUUUGAUCAGCUGGACUGAACAUCCUCUUGUAACCAGUGCUUCGCUAAACAAAUCACAUUGUAACCAAAAGGAAAAUGCUCAUUUAACAACCAGUUUUACAAUGGAUCACUACCAUAUGCUCAAAAAGUUCAUAUUGAAAUAUAAUAGUGUAUGAUAAAAAAUUGACUACCAAAAAUCCAUAUAUAUGUGAGGUGUUUCCAUAGUCAUUUUUUAAAGAAAAAGUUGUCAGUUCUAAAACUGCAAGUAUAUUCACUGAUUUAAUUAAACUAUCUUAUUUUCUACACAAUUUGAACUACAUUUGAAAAUUUUUGUUACAUUCUAUUAUAAUUAUGUUCUGACUGUUGCUAGUGAAUUUAGUAGAUAUUCACUGCGUGCAGUCAUGCAUGUGUAACGUGUGUAUACAAAAUUUGAAGCCGUUUUGGUUUGUGUUCUGAACCUUCGAUUGCUCAAUGAAUUAAACUAAAAUACGAAACUAAUUAAUGUAAUAAAAUACCUAAAUAGUAGAGCGUAGCUCUUAACAACAUAGUAUAUACAGUAUAGCCCCAUCAAUGAGGCAUAAGCCUAUAUUAUAUUCAGUAGUCUUUCUCCCAGAUUUUACACCUUAGAUAUGCCAUUUUCUAUACCCUGAAAUGAGUCAAACCAUUGCUUAUUGCCUGUUCUUUAAAGCAAGGCACACAGCAUUGAUCAUGGAAUCACAUGAGCCAACCGGCGUAGGCUCAGUGUGUGCCUAGCUUAAAAUUGGCUUAUUGUGUACAGUUGUCAUUUUCUUGUACAUUGCAUAUGCCACGACUUAAACUGUAUUUCUGACUUUAUUUGUAUGAUUCUUCUUCUUAUGAUUCUACACCAGCUUGAAGACUCGCAUUUUGAAAUUAUUAUGAUGACGAAGCAAUGAGAAAUAAUGCAUUUAUGUAAAGUUUAAGUAUAAUAAUGACAUUUUUUUUAAAAGAAGAAUAGCAAUAGUGACUGUCGAGCCAUAGUAUUAUUUAGCUAUUUGACCUGCCAGCAGGCUUGGUCAGACAUACUUAAUGGCUCUAAUAAUUAUGCUGCAGCUCUGAUGUUUCUGCAUGGUUUCUUUAAGUAACUCUUCAGAUAAAAGCCUAGUGCCACCCAAUAUCUUAUAGAACUGUAUAGAUAAAUUAGAGCCUGAUUUAGUACUCUAGUAUAAGUCUUACAUAGACCAUUAAUCUUAAGCCAACUUAUGAGCUACUAGCAACACUAUAUGUCACUGUAUGAGCCAAAAAGAGCUGAGAUAGUUGACUUGAUGAGCUACAGAAGAUAUGAUCAUAGUUGUGUGAGCUAAAUAUCAAGAAUUUAUGUUAAUGAGUACAUGACUCAAGAUGAGACAAGCUGAAGAGCAAGACUGAUGCCUUUAACAACAAUACUUGAUUUUGAUGCUGUUAAAUGAGCAUAGCAAAACUUGAUGCCAUUACACAGAUGAGCCAAAUGGACUUCUACCUGUAUGAAGACUUGAUGUAAUUAGAUGAGGUAUUAGACUUGGUGCUACUGGAUGAGCUUUUGAGAAGACGCAAUGCUAUUUGAUUAGAUUUUAAGGAAGACCUGAUGUCAUUAGAUGAACUAACAGCAAGAAUUAGUGCUACUGGAUGAUCUUUUAAGAAGACUUUAAUGCUAUUAAUGAGCUUUUUGAAAGACUGAAUGCCCUUAGAUAAGCCCAGACAAACUUGCUGUUAGAUGAGCUUAUAGCAAGACUUGAUACUACUCUAGGUAGUUCUGCCAAGAUGAGCUAAUAGGAAAUCUUGGUGGAUUAGCAGACCCAUAACCAGGAAGUUGAGGGGUGUUGUAUGGUUCAGUCAAAACCUUUUUGUGAUAAAUUCACAUUUACAUACUUAAAACAGCUCUUUUCCUGACACAUCCAGGGAACUUAGUUGCCUACUGAUCCUGAUUUAAUAGGAAUCCCUGAAUGAUCCUGGUUAUGGGCCUAAAGAGAUCAAAUAGCAAGUCUUGAUGCUAUUUGAUGAGCCAAAAUGAGCUAUUUAUCAAGACUUGAGGAUGAGCUUUUUGCAAGACCUGCAAUGUAAUUAGGUGAGCGCAGAUGUGGUACAAUAGCAAGACUUCAGCAUUAUAGCAACACUUGUUACUAUUAAAUGAGCUUAUUGCAAGACUACUGUAUUAGUAUUUGAUGAGCUUAUAGAAAGAAAGACUUAAAAAGAAUUUUAUGAGCUUUAACAAGACUUAUGCUGUUGUAUGAGCAUUCAACAAAACUUAAAGAUAGUUUUCGAUCUUGAUAGAGAGACAAGCCUUUGGUGAACAUCUUCAGUAAGCAAGCAGUGAGAAUUUUAUGAGGUCUAGGUGUGUAGCAUUUUUCAGCUCACCUUUGUGACAAAUGAUAAUGUAUAAAAUAAAUCUGUACAGUAGUGUAGACUCAAAUGUUUAUAGGUUUUCUGUAGAUAUUGUACUUAAUGUAAAGGAGCAAUCCAAUAGGGCUGUUUUUAAUACUUUGUUUUUUAAUCUGUUUUGUUAUUUCCAGAUUUGCCAUCUUUCUGCACAUUUGUCUUCCUUUAAUUAUUCUAUAGGUUAAGUUAAUAGUAGUAUUUAUUAGUGUAUUCUUUUAUUUUAUCACUACAAAUUGUCUUCAAUCAAAUACAUUAUGCAUAUCAAUGUCAUGAAUUGAUUAAUGUCACUUUCAAUGAUGAUUUUAUACCAAUGAUGUGGUAUGUCAUCAUGAACAACAUGAAUUCAUUAUGGAAUCACAAUGUCAUCAGCGGCUUCACAAUAUAAUCCUCUUCAGCCUGAAAAGCCCAUUGUCAUUAUUAAUAUUUCCGUUAUAAAGCUAAAUUUAUUAUUAUAAUCCAUAAUACUACCAUAUUGUCCCUAUCAUUUUCAUUAGCAUCUAAUUUGUUAGAAUCACCAAAUUAAAAUGAAUAGCAGUCACAUAAAUGUCAGUUUCUCCACGUUCCCUCAUGGGUUGAUAGUAAAAAAGCAUAAUAACUGCUGCAAAUUAUUGUAAAUUUGUUUUGGUUUUUUUUGGUUGCAAUUUUCUGUUUGGAUUGAACGACUAAUUUUCAAAGAAGACAGAACAACAUUGUUGCAACUGAUGGUAAUAGACAAUGUCGCUAAAGGAAGAUUAAUCAUGAAUAUUGAAAACGUAAUUGAUUUUAUAUUAAAGAGAAAUGUGGACAAGUUAGCUACAGCAAUACAGAAGUCAGUUAAAAAUGUGGAUUUGCACAACAGAAUUGUGUAGAAAAUACAGUUUUUUGUACAGUAAACAAUGAAAUAAUAUAUUGAAAUUUUUAAAUAAUUUGCUAUUUUUACUAAACUUCUAGUGAUAGUAGUGUUGAUAAUGGGUAAAUAGUUUCAUCUGGUUUCAAAUAGCAAUAAAUAUGUAUAAUUUCUUGUGAUAAACCAAUUAUUACUCAUUGUUUUUUGUUGUUGACAGUUUCGCCAGGUUAUCAGUCAGGCUGCCUGGCCUGGAAGCCUGACUGACAGCCAGAAAAAACAGUGAGGAAUAAUUGGUUUAUAACAAGGAAUUAUACAUAUUUAGUGUUGAUAAUAUUUAGGAUUCACUACUGUAAACAGGUGUGUACAUAUUUGCUAAUUAAUGUUACUUAAUAACCUUUUGCCAAUGUAUGAAAUAAUGAAAUAUAUAAAGCCUGAUUGAUUAAUGAAUGUAAACACAAAGGUGCUUCAUUUAUGUGCUUUCUCUUGGGCUAUAUAAAUGUAUAUAUAAUGUAAAACAUUUUAUAUAGUUUAUUAUCAACAUUAACUUGUUCCAUAUUCUUAAUAACGAAUUGUUAAAAAUUGUGUUAGAAAUAUAUUUUUCUUUGUGUUUUUUUAUAAUUUGCUGUGAUUUAACAAACUUUUUAUUUGCUGAGCAUCGUAAUCUCUAAAUUGAUGAGUUACAGUGAGAUUUCUUAAUUUAUUUUUGAUAAAAUACAAUAGAAAUUGUUUUUUGUUUUUUUGUUUUUGUUAAUUGACAGAGAUUGUUUAUGUUAUAACCAUGGUUAUAGUAUUCUUUUAUUAAUUUCAAUUGAUUGUGGUUGAAGGUAUCUUUUUCGAAAAGUACUAUAGUAUUAGGUUUAGGUCACAAUGUGUUAUGAUACAGUACAUUUUUUUUUUAUUUAAGGUCAAAAGCCUUAGUAGUUUUAAUUUGCUUACUAUUAAUUUUUAAUAUUAUGUUUGGAAAUUUAAUCAGUAUUAUUUAUUAUUGAUAUAUUUUUUUCCUCCAGGAUGCAUUAGUUAUUUAAUAUUUUUGUAUUUAAACCAUAUUUAAUUCUGUUAUGCCAAAUAGGCCUGAAUUGUAUGGGCCUUAUAUUAGCAUAGAAGGCAGAUGUGAAAUAAUAUACUAGCUAAGAUCUUGUAAUUAUAGGCUAGAAAUGGCAAUGAUAUAUGCUGGAAAAUCCAGCCAUAUUAAUGAAAUAGGUUAAAACAACUAACCUUUUUUAUAACUUUAAUUUUCUAUGCAUAAUAUUUCCCCUGCCAGUAAAUGCAAUUAUACUUUCAUUUUUAAGAGAUAUAUUUUUUGGUUAUUCUAUAUAGCAUCAAUCUUGAUUCUUUAAUGUUUUGUUACAAUUGUACAUACUUUCAACAGAAAAUUUAUUUAUUUUCAUGAUAGAGGCAGGUUUGAAUUUAAAAAUAUCUAAAAUUAUAUGAGAAAUAAUGUUACUAUACUUGUAUGAUAUACUGUAUUGUUCUUAAGUAGAAAGGGACAGCUUUCUAAGACAGUACGAGACUCAUAUGGGAUGAGUAUGUAUAUUGGGAAUAAUUGGUCGGAAUGGAAGUGGGUUAGUAAAGAGUAAAGAGAAAAAAUAUUUAAAACAGAGACUGGAAAUAUAUUUAAGGUUUGAUUUAUAAAGAAAGUUGUGAUUAACUGAUGAAAUACAAAUGAAAGAUGGUCUUCCCUCAUAACCCUGGAUUGUGAUGGUGUUGAAUAGUGCAUGAUGUUCUAAAGGGUGCAACACUAAUGUGCCCUGGUAUGUACCAUGUCAACACCUGCGCAUAAAUGAUUAUAGAGGGCUCAUGAGAGAUUAUAGGGGGGGUGCCUAAUGGAUUAUAGAGGGCGCUUCAUUAAUGGUGGCCAUCAGUUGUAUUAUUCUGUGUACAUUACAUUCUGGCUUGAAUAUUGAACGUUGAUGUGUUUCUUCAUGUAAUAACUCAAAGUUGAUGUGUUCAAUAAUCAUAUCUUUGUCAAUCUGACAAUGAUUAUAAACUAAUAGAACUGAAUGGACAUAUUAUUUGAUUGCUGAGCAAAUUUAUCUGUAGCUGACAACCGUGUAGGUUAUUGUUGAGCAAAAUUGUCAAUUGUAAAUACUUUCAUUGACGAUGAUCCGUCAUCGUAAAAAAAAUAUUAAACAAAAAUACCUUCUCAUGAUUAUGGUGUAGGCUAACCAUGUAGUCAAUUCAUGACGUAAGCCUCAUGUGACAUUAAUAGAGCAUCCAUUAAAUAAAUGUUAAUAAAAUCAGAGGAUGAGCAAUAUUAUAGUUGUUAAUCAUUAAGUAUCCCGCCUACAAGAGCGUGUCAGUCAUUUGCGAUUUCUAACUCCUGUCACUUUUACCUGUUAAAUCGACGUGUAGCGUUCCAGUGAAUGUCUAAUGUGGUGUACUGUAUCGAAGUAUACAUCUGAUAAUAAAAGAAUUACCAUUAUUAUUGAAA
This is a messenger RNA of Anneissia japonica, 8027 nucleotides long. RefSeq lists its product as uncharacterized. Gene Ontology annotation, biological process: positive regulation of hippo signaling. NCBI's taxonomy places the organism in Eukaryota, Metazoa, Echinodermata, Crinoidea, Comatulida, Comatulidae. Bases 129 to 2306 code for a protein of 725 amino acids. The transcript is spliced from 10 exons. Gene Ontology annotation, cellular component: plasma membrane; cell junction. The record is from RefSeq and is a predicted model, not a curated record.